GCGUACUGUCAUUUGCAUUGAAAAGUUGAAGACAAAGUUUGUGAUUCAAGUUAUUUAAAAUGAGCUCGGCAAAUCCAGAACCAGUGCCGACCGUUAGAACCAGCAGCCGGCGCUGCCUCAAAGCGGCCACUUCAAAGCAACCCAAGGAUGCGGACCCUGGUGCCGAAAUCCGCUGCCGGUUGUGCGGCGACCGGUGCCCGCCUAACAUGGCCCUUCGGGAGCGCGAACUCCGUGCCAAGGUCGAGGACAUUACGGGAGAGCCGAUUUCUGUUGAGGUCCGGAACGAAGCGACUGCUGGAUUGAACGUCUGCGAACCAUGCCAGGGCACGGUUGAUGAUUUUUACCGGUACAAGGAGCGAUGUCGGAGGAUUUUGGAUGGGCGAGCGGAGCAGGAAAGGGUUGAAGAGUUGCUGGAUAGCUGCGAAGUUGAGAUUGCGUUGUCACAGGAGACCCUCGAGGACAUUGGUGUUGAGGAGAGUGAGUCUGUGAGAAAGAAACGGCGAUAUCAAAGUCGGAAGACCGAUGAGACGAAAGCGAUGAGUCCAGCGGAUUAUAAAAGGCACUACCGGCAGUUGUACAAGGCGCAGAAUAAGGUCGAGUGCGAAGUGUGUCACCAGAAGGUGGACAAAAAAUAUCUGGACGGUCACAAAAAUCGGCACUACGGGCUGGAACCAUACGAAUGUGCUGAAUGUGGACUUCAAUUUCACUGCAAGCUAAACCUGGCUCGGCACGAAACACGCAAUCAUGCCCCGGAAGAGGAGGCAAUUCCUUGCGAAGUUUGUGGCAAAAUGAUGCGGAGUCGACAGGCCUUGAAGCAGCACAUGAAGAGCCACGAGGAAAAGAAGUUUGAGUGUCAACUGUGCGAUGUAAAGGCGCCAAAUCAGCACACCCUAAAACGCCACAUGGACAUCCACAACCAGGUGCGCGACUUCGUGUGUUCCCACUGCGGGAAGGCCUUCUACCGGCAGACCGUGCUGAACAUUCACCUUCGCACUCACAGCGGAGAAACGCCCUACGAGUGUCAUGUUUGCCUACGGGGCUUCGUCCACCGGAGGGUCUACGUUCAGCACAUGAAGAAGCAGCACCCGGCCGAGCCAAUAUUGCGGCUGGAGAUUGCCAAGGGGUGGAAAGAAGCGGCACGGAACUCAUCUCAAGUAAAAUAAAGGAUUUCUCUAUAAGCCAUAAUAGAACAACCCGAA
Culex quinquefasciatus (southern house mosquito) is the source of this 1199-nucleotide messenger RNA. RefSeq names its product zinc finger protein 12. Lineage: Eukaryota; Metazoa; Arthropoda; Insecta; Diptera; Culicidae. Gene Ontology annotation, cellular component: nucleus. Gene Ontology annotation, biological process: regulation of transcription by RNA polymerase II. The transcript is spliced from 3 exons. The record is from RefSeq and is a predicted model, not a curated record. Gene Ontology annotation, molecular function: zinc ion binding; RNA polymerase II transcription regulatory region sequence-specific DNA binding; DNA-binding transcription factor activity, RNA polymerase II-specific. The coding region runs from base 60 to 1163 and encodes 367 amino acids.